This is a messenger RNA of Ipomoea nil (Japanese morning glory), 714 nucleotides long. RefSeq names its product F-box/kelch-repeat protein At3g23880-like. The transcript is spliced from 2 exons. The record is from RefSeq and is a predicted model, not a curated record. Lineage: Eukaryota; Viridiplantae; Streptophyta; Magnoliopsida; Solanales; Convolvulaceae. Gene Ontology annotation, molecular function: protein binding. The coding region runs from base 1 to 714 and encodes 237 amino acids.
AUGUACGUACAAAUUGAUAUCAUUCGCCUCAUACUUUUGAAGUUGAAGGUAGAAGCUCUCAUCCGAUGUCAAUGCGUAUGCAAAGAAUGGCGUUCCACAAUACAAGACCUCCAUUUCAAGCUCUCCUACCGCGGAGAAAGGCGAGUGCUGGGGGCCAAGAUGUCCGCCAACAGCUUAACCUUUACAUCCAUAACGAACAGUGGUUUCGACAUUGAAACCCUAUUCCAGGUCAAUCGCUCCUUCCUUGACGCGUUUCGCCCCCUAUAUCGCUUGUCGUCUGGUGUUUGGUGCUCGUGCAACGGGCUGGUGCUUUUCUCCGUGGGAAAACAUAUUUUGUUGUGGAACCCCUCCACUCAUUGCUGCACAAAAGUGCUUGAGAUUCGCAACCCGUUGGUCCCUGGCCACAAUAUUGUCUCGGGGUUAUGUUACGUCUCGUCCACAGGAUACAAGACUGUUCUGGUGUUCCGUAAUCGCCCUGUCAUUGUUGCCAGCCUCAAGAACAAAGAGUGGCGAAAUGUGCCGUUUCCUUACAGCCUAGACUGUUUUCCAGUUCAUCAUGGAGAUGUGAAAAGAUCAUUUAUUUUGAGCCGAAGAGCGAUGAAUUCAAAGAGCUUCCCACCCCUGAACUGCAAGGAGGGAAAGGUGAAAUUAUUGGCCUUGGCCUGGGAAUCAUUGAUGGCUGUCUCUGUUUAUGCAUGGCUAGUGAGGCUAUAG